CGAAUUAGUUUGUCUAAACAUUAUUCUGGUCGCCAUUAGUUGAACCGAAUUAGUGUUUAAUAAACUGGUUAUUCUGGUCCAACAGAAUAGUGUUUAAUCAUAAGGUGGCCGUCCAGGUUCAGCCAUCAGUCUGUAGCUCCCAUUCUAGUGGCACCCAUUCUAUUGACAUCGCCUGGCGACUCCUCCUUGGCGACUACUCCUUGGUCACCACCGCCUAACCAAACUACAUGUGCCCGUGUUUUUCCCUUCUGGUCGUUUCGUCGCUCUCUCCGUGUCUCCAUUAUGCCGUUGCGUUUCUGCCCAUUCUCGCCUUUCUCCUCCCUAUUCAUGUCUCCCCCCUCUUCCAUACAUGCCCCUGCCUGGCGUCGACGUGCUCCACAUUGUCCAGCACCCAAUUUGCCCGUUUCGUCGCCCAUUCCAGCACCCCAUGCUGUCACUGCAUCAAUGGCAUAUUCUGGAUUGGGAUUAAUUCGUGGCAUCGGUCGUGGGGAUGCAGGAGCCCCAGGCCUGGAUCUCCCAAACGCGCCGUUGCUAGUGCCAGUGCCAGGAUUGAGGCUGCCACCUCUGCCUCCAGGGGCUGGGCGUCGCUGACGUGUCGCCACGCCCUAGCCGAUAUGCCGCGUUGGUACUCUUCCCACGCGAUGAGGCAUCGCUCCAAACUGGAAAAUUCAACCUUUCACCAUUUCACUAGAGGUGUCAACCCAACCUCGGAAUCUUCGUGGUGUCACUUCACCAAGAUAGCUCACUAGCGGUGCUUCACUCUCUACAUAUGCCACUGGCGCCACACUCGGUCGUGUCCCUUCUCUACGAUGCCAAUGGUGCCAAUUCACUCUCAAAAGGCGUCACAUUCCUGACGUCUCCCACUGGCUUCACGCUCAUUGUACAUACGCCUCUCUUCACUCCACCACCUAAGCCUGCAAAAAUAAUAAAAUAAAACAAGAAUGAUGAGUUCAGAAAUUUGGGUAUACUGGGUCAAUCAUGAUUUGAGUACUCUGACUGGUGCACAGCGUUUUGUCGUCAUAUUCAUCACUCUUGUUCAAU
Messenger RNA from Suhomyces tanzawaensis NRRL Y-17324, 1041 nucleotides. RefSeq lists its product as uncharacterized. NCBI's taxonomy places the organism in Eukaryota, Fungi, Ascomycota, Pichiomycetes, Serinales, Debaryomycetaceae. The record is from RefSeq and is a predicted model, not a curated record. Bases 228 to 749 code for a protein of 173 amino acids. The transcript has a single exon.